AUGGCUUCAAGUGUUGAAAAACCAAACCAAACCACUACUCAACUAGAACCACUCCCACCAUCACCACAUCAUCAUCAUCAUCAUCAUCAUCAUCAAAAUAAUCAAAUUUCAUUUGGAAUGAUGCAAUCUUCUUCAUCAAACUCUCUCCCUGGAAACUUCAUAAAUAAAGAUUCAGCUUAUGAUUUGGGUGAAUUGGAUCAAGCACUUUUUCUCUAUCUUAAUGGACAAACAGACCCAUCAAGUAUUCAAGACCAAAAACAAAAUUCAACAUCAGGAAUGAGGCCACCAACUCUUAACAUUUUUCCUUCUGCGCCUAUGCAUGUAGAGCCAUCAUCUUCCAAUUCAAAGGCUAACAUGGAGUUAGUUUCUUCGGAAACAAGUGGAUCAAGGAAAACCAAUCUACUACCAAAACAAGUCUUCUCUGGCUCUGAACCAUCCAAAACUGUCAAGCAGCCAGAGAGAAAUCAUGGUAAGGGUCCAACUUCAAGUUCUGAACAUGAAGGACCUAAAACACCAGAUCCCAAGACACUGAGAAGACUUGCUCAGAAUAGAGAAGCAGCUAGGAAAAGCAGGUUGAGAAAAAAGGCAUAUAUUCAGCAGCUUGAGUCAAGCAGAAUCAGGCUUAGUCAAAUGGAACAAGAGCUACAGCGUGCUAGAAAUCAAGGCAUGUUCCUUGGUGGAGGUGCAGUUUUGGGAGGAGAACAAAACCUUCCUAUUUCAAUGAAUAGCAUUAGCUCAGAGGGUGCGAUGUUUGAUGUGGAAUAUGCGAGGUGGCUAGAGGAGCACCACCGUGUAGCAUGUGAACUAAGAGCGGCGGUUCAAGAGCACAUUCAUGAGGAUGAACUUAGAAUGUUUGUAGACAAAUUCUUGGCACAAUUUGAUCAACUAAUGCAUCUUAAGAGCUUAGUUGCAAAAGCAGACACAUUCCAUCUUGUUUCUGGCAUGUGGGUGACCCCGGUCGAACGUUGCUUCUUGUGGAUUGGUGGAUUCAAACCUUCUGAACUCAUCAAGAUUAUUGUGAGUCAAAUUGAGCCUGUAACGGAGCAACAAAUAAUGAGUAUAUACGGAUUGCAACAAUCUACACAAGAGGGUGAAGAUGCUCUCUCACAAGGACUUGAAGCUUUCAAUCAAUCUAUUUCAGAAACUUUAUCAUCAGAGUCACUAAGCUAUCCUCCAAAUCUGAAUAACUACAUGGAACAAUUGGCUAGGGCCAUGAACAAACUUUCCACUCUUGAAAGUUUUGUUAGAGAGGCAGAUAAUCUACGACACCAAACCAUUCAUCGUCUGAAUCAGAUCCUAACGACGCGACAAGCAGCAAGAUGUUUUGUUGCCAUGGCGGAGUACUUCCAUCGCAUGCGAGCAUUGAGUUCUCUCUGGUUGGCACGCCCUCGCCAAGAAUAG
This is a messenger RNA of Vicia faba (fava bean), 1401 nucleotides long. NCBI's taxonomy places the organism in Eukaryota, Viridiplantae, Streptophyta, Magnoliopsida, Fabales, Fabaceae. The record is from the annotation of a GenBank genome assembly.